AUGCCACAGGUGGCGGAGGCGGAGAUCGCAGGGUUAGGAGGUGGCAAGGAAGGGAAGGUGGUCUGCGAGACGCUCGUCGACCAGGUCAGAGGCCGGAGACCGGGGGACCUCUCUCUGAACGCUUCGCCGCCGCCUGGAGACGAUGAAAUUCCGGCGGAGUCCUUCCGUCUGUCAGAGGAAGACGUGAUCGGCUGGAUUGACCGCAUCGCCGUCGCCGGUUACGAUCGCGACGGAUCCGCCAGGGGGAUCUCUGAACGAAGCGCGGCGGCGAUCCGCCGCGGAAACCCCAAGCUGCUCCACGGGGCUUCCCGGGGCUACUACGCCAAGCGCAACGGCCCCAUCAUCGCCCUGCCGAACAGGCUCGGGGACUCUGGCUACCUCAACCGCAGCUCGCGCCGGCACACCGCCAGCGGCCGGUUCUUCCCGAAGAAAUUAGGUGCUCAGUUGGACGGGGAUGGGAAGUCGCCGGUGCUGGAACCGAUGUCCCCGAAGGUAUCGUGCAUCGGGAGAGUUCUCUCCGAUCGGGACAGGAACCGACGAAGCAAGGCCAGUCGGAUCACUAGACCCGGUGUAUCCCCCGAGUCAUCUUCGGCAGCUACAACAGACUCCUUCUGGUCGCGCGUUUUGGCGCUGCCCUGCUGCCGCCGGCGACAGGCAGCGGCGCUCGUCGGCGAGGAGCCAACGCGAUCGUCCACUGACAAGAUCAUGGAAUCAGGGGAAAGCCUGCCGGCCGCCCCGCCACCUGGACUGCGCCACGUGAACAGCUUCCCGUCGGGUAGUAACCCGGCGUCGCGGAGCGGUGAGGUGGAGACGCAGCCUGAACGUGCGGUGGCAAGAUCGGGGCCAUUGCCUCAGCAGAAGGGCCAGGGGAUCCUCGUGCGGCGCUCCCUGGGGUCGCUGAUGGAAUUGGAACGGACUCGGGACUGGCAGAACUCCGGCCCCGCUUCCCUCUGA
Messenger RNA from Spirodela intermedia, 954 nucleotides. The record is from the annotation of a GenBank genome assembly. NCBI's taxonomy places the organism in Eukaryota, Viridiplantae, Streptophyta, Magnoliopsida, Alismatales, Araceae.